CGACUACACAAAAACACUGGCCGGACGCGUUUCUUUCUCAACACGAGGAGGAUCCACCGACAUUGCAACACCAAAGAAAAGCAAGAUCGGAMGACAGGUAUCGGUGACUAGAAUCCCAAACAAUUCCAGAACUGCUACGCCAGAGACACCCAGACCCAUUUUUCCAGCAUGUUCAUAAAGAAAGACUUGCGGAAGAUCCCCACCAUCCUAAGCGACGCCGUCGAUUGCAGGACGUACGACGAAGGGAACGACGAAAACAGCAACAACGGGACAAAAAUCAAGCGCACCAAGCGCGAGGAGCCCCUCCGGAUCCUCAAGCUCGGCCGCCGCAAGCAAGAAUUCAACGGAUGCGUAAGGGUCCUCUGCCAGCCGGAACACUUCCCGAAGCUUGGGCACCUGUCGGUGGUGAACCUCUACGAGUGCGACAUCCACGAUYUGACCGGAUUUGGGCCCGUCUUUGGCGCCUCGGCGCCCAACCUGGAGACGCUCAACCUGGGGCGGAACCCCCUGAGCAAGGGGAUCCCCGACGACUUUUCGGAGGUCAAAUCCCUCAAGCACCUGUGGCUCGACGACUGCAAGCUCRCCGGAGCCCUGCCGAGGGCGUUGCUGAAGCUCCCGAACCUCGAAAGCCUGCGGCUUCCCAACAACAGAAUCACCCACCUAGACAUUGGUGAGGCGGACAYGACCAACGGCAGCGGCAGCAACAUCGGCAACAGCGGGAAGAACAGGGACGACGGGGAAGAAUUCGAAUACGAGUGGGACGACACGGCCAUGAAGGAUGCUUCGACAACGACGAACGAGGUGACACCGCUCAAGAACCUGAAAAUUCUCUGCCUGGAUCGGAACCUGCUGGGAACCACAGACGCCGAUGGCAGCAGGGACGGGGCCGGCGAAGGGGGCGACACGGGAAACGCCAAUCCAAACACCAGCAAGGACGCAGGAGACGAUCCCCGCGAGGCGGAGCAGAGUGGGACCUCUCCGGCGCGGGCCRUCCUGCCCCCGAAUCUGGCCGAGUGGUUCCCUGCCCUCGAGGAGCUCCUCCURCGGCACAACCACGUCCGGAGGCUCGGUGUCCGAGACUGGCCGGAGCACCUCCGGAUCCUCCACCUCUCCUCGAACCGCCUGGAGUCCCUUUCCGAGCUGUCGAGCGGGGGCCUGCGCUCGCUGGCGCACCUCUCCGCGAACGGAAACCUGCUAGGGGCCCUGCCGGAGGGGAUCCUGUCCGACCACCCGGGCCUCCGGCGGCUGGUUGUGAGCCACAACCCGCCCCUCCGKGACCUGCCGGUGGAGGUCUGGGAGCGUAUGGGVCUCCUGCCCCGCGCGGCAGCGGGRGCGGUCGACGAAGCCCCUUUGCCGCCGUGCGACAUUGUGUGGCAGCCCAAUCCGAACCUCUCCGCUCCGGCGGCCGGCGGCGGCCGGGRAGACGGCGCGAUGGAAGAGUGAGGACGCGGCCGGGCGUCCUCUGGUGGACGGGCGGGCGGGUGGGGUUCCUUGMUAUGGCCUUCCUAYUCGCAGKGGGUGGCACCAGCUACUGUACAAGUCAUGGAAAGUCUACGUUCACCUGUUCAACCAAGCAUAGUACUACUAGAAUCCUUUUUCCUUUGAAACAUCUCGGCUAUAAUAUUUAAC
This is a messenger RNA of Pseudo-nitzschia multistriata, 1629 nucleotides long. The record is from the annotation of a GenBank genome assembly. Lineage: Eukaryota; Bacillariophyta; Bacillariophyceae; Bacillariales; Bacillariaceae.